AGGUCCUCUCCUUGGGCGCAGGCCUGGACUCGCUGUACUUCUGCCUCAAGGACCAGGGCCUCCUGGGGCAGGCCACCUUCCUGGAAGUGGACUUUGCGGACGUGGCAGCCCACAAAGCAGCCCUGAUCACAGGGCAGGAGGAGUUGGCCACCAUGGCUGGGCACAGAGCUCGGGAGCAAGAGUCUGGAGCAGUUCAUUUUGCAGGAGAAGAUUACAGGCUGCUGGGAGUGGAUCUUGCUGAGCUUCCAAAGCUGGAGGAAGCCUUGCGCUGUGCUGGCCUCGAUCCCCAAGUGCCCACCCUGCUGCUGGCAGAAGUGGUGCUUACAUAUAUGGAAGUCGAAAGAUCAGAUGCCCUGAUUCAGUGGGCAGCCAGGCAUUUCUCACAGGCCUGGUUCGUCUUGUAUGAGCAGAUCCAUCCGGAGGACCCUUUUGGACAUGUGAUGCAAAAGCAUUUCAGACGGUGCAACUCGCAGCUCUGCUCCUUGGCCCGGUACCCUGACCUCCAAGCCCAGCAGACACGCUUUGUGCAGAAGGGCUGGGCUGAAUGUCAUGCCAUUGACAUGAAUGAGUUCUACGACUGCUUUGUCUCUGGAGAUGAGCGACGGAGGAUCCAGGCCUUGGAGCCCUUUGAUGAGUUUGAGGAAUGGCACUUGAAAUGUUCCCACUAUUUCAUCCUGGUUGCAUCGAAAGGAGAGGAGUUGUGUCGGGCUCCUGCAUUUCCCGGUGUGGAAGAAAAAGCGUUCUCAGGCUUUGCUGGGACAGUUGCUGCCUCGGUCGGCGCCGCGGACGCUGGAGUCACCGGCCUGAGACGAUAUGGCCACCGCUCUGUACGCAUUGCACCAGACGUGAUCCUCACUACAGGAGGGUUUGGCGACUGCAGUGGACGUCACUGCCGCUUGACUGAUCUGCAUGCGCUGGUCAGCCGUGGAGGCACAUGGACAAACGGCGAUGUCUGCUGGGCCCAGUCUGGGGGAGCCUGGGAUGGACGGCUGUUCCACACGGUGACGUUGCUGCAGGCCGGCUGGGCGGUGGUGGUGGGGGGGCGCCUGUCUCCGGCAAGCCCUGCUCUGGAGGUUCGUUGCUUGAGGCUUUUGGAGGCUGGCCGCAGCUCAGCUCCCUCGAGCGGCCUGGCUGUGGAGCUCACUCGACUGCCACCUGCUGAGGACCUGGCUGUGCCACGCUGGAGACACACAGCCACGGAAGUUGUGCAUCAAGGUGAGAGAUACCUGUUCAUUUAUGGUGGCUGUGGGCCUGGGCAGGCUGUCUGGGCAAGCUGGGGCUUCCUGCACCUGGAGGAGCUCCGUUGUCGAGAGAUUCCUGUGGGGGGUCCUUUGCCGGUUGGCCGCCAUUCUCACAGUGCCUGUGGCUGGGCAGGGGGUGCUGUCGUUGCAGGCGGUCUGGAUGCAGGCGAACGUGCCCUGGGCAGCGUCCUCUACCUGAAGCCCAGCGAGAGGGGCUUCCAGUGGUGCCCUGUUGAGACCCGUCCCCCGCUCACCCCUCGGUACUCGCACACAGCUCACGUGCACCACGGGAAGCUGCUGCUGGUGGGCGGAGUGUGGCGUCAGGCUCCUUCGGUGCCUGGGGUGGCCGUGAUUGAUCUGACGACCGGCUUCACCGCUGAAUAUUGCGUUGACAGGGCAGCACUGGAGUGGCCUCUGAUGCUGCACAACCACAGCAGCGUCUUUAUGCCAGAAGAGCAGGAGGUUCUUGUGAUUGGUGGCGGCGGCAACUGCUUCUCCUUUGGGAGUCAUCUGAACUGGCAUCCUGUCCGCCUGGCCCUCGGGGACAUUUUGAGUGGGCCCUGAUGCCUUUGCAGAGUGCAGAACCGGAUCAGCUUGGCUGAAGUGUGUGUGCUGGAGAGGGUCUCUGCUGCAUAACUGCUGGCCAAGGAUAUAUUGUGAGCCUCUGGGCAACAGCUGGGUAGCUUAUUUCUUGUCCACUUUCCCUGUGUUCAAGAUGGCUCACAGUGCAAUGCAGAGAAACGCACACAGUUUCACAUCAAUACAGGGUUUUUAAAAUCCUUUGAAACAUUCCAUUUUAAAAUUGUUGACUGUUACCACUAA
Messenger RNA from Heteronotia binoei (common prickly gecko), 2063 nucleotides. RefSeq names its product leucine carboxyl methyltransferase 2 (gene LCMT2). Gene Ontology annotation, biological process: wybutosine biosynthetic process; tRNA methylation. Gene Ontology annotation, molecular function: protein binding; tRNA methyltransferase activity. The record is from RefSeq and is a predicted model, not a curated record. NCBI's taxonomy places the organism in Eukaryota, Metazoa, Chordata, Lepidosauria, Squamata, Gekkonidae. Bases 153 to 1805 code for a protein of 550 amino acids. The transcript is spliced from 11 exons.